This is a messenger RNA of Camellia sinensis, 854 nucleotides long. Lineage: Eukaryota; Viridiplantae; Streptophyta; Magnoliopsida; Ericales; Theaceae. The record is from RefSeq and is a predicted model, not a curated record.
GCUCCCUUCCACAAAAGGCUUACUUAGGUGCAAGCAAGGCGUGCUACAAGCAUCUAAGGCCGCACGGUUGGCUUGGAAAGACUGAGGGUUGGUUCAGAAAUUCCAAGGCCGUGACAGUUGGUAUCAGAGCCAAGUUGCGAAGGCGUCGUGACUUGGGGACGGAAGGGCACUAUGUCGGGAGCAACUCACACGGAGGAGCACCACGGAGGGGAGAUUGCUACAAACUUGGGCAAAUGGGCAAUGCGGGUUAAGGAUAUGAAGCCAAGGGAUAACUGCUUCCUUUGCGAUGAGCUACAUUGGGCAAGGGAUUGUCCUAAGAGGAGGAGUCUCAUUGCAAAGCUGGAGGAGCAAGAAAGGGAAGAGCAGUCUUGCAUGGGAUCUCUGCAGCUGCUUGAAGCGAAGCCUACUGCAUCAACCCAAGGGGAUAAGGGUUUGAUGUACGUAGAGGGCAAGGUCGAUGGGGAGGCAACCCAAGUCAUGGUCGACACCGGGGCAUCGCACCACUUCAUCAAUGCGGAAGAGGCCAAGCGGGUUGAUCCGAACCUUGACGGGGGUCAAGGAUUGAUGAAGGUGGAAAACACCAAGGUAAAGUCCGUGGAGGGCAUGGCUCAAGGGGUUGAGUUGCACCUUGGUGAGUGGCGCAAAGAAGUCAAUGACCAUGGCGUGGUGUUGGAGAUCGAAUUACCGCGAGAGUUCAACAUGGCGAAGUUGCCUCGCAACAACACUUGGUGCAUUAUGGACAGGGGUCCUUACAUGGUGCCAACGGUGGACAAAGGAAAACCAAGAAGGCGCAAGUCAAGGAAAGAACCAGCGACUUCAAAGAAGGAGCCGCGACGAGGGCGUCGCGAGCAUAG